Molecule: messenger RNA, 1205 nt
Organism: Setaria italica (foxtail millet)
Lineage: Eukaryota; Viridiplantae; Streptophyta; Magnoliopsida; Poales; Poaceae
Exons: 6
Coding region: 126-1010 (294 amino acids)
Biological process (GO): biosynthetic process
Cellular component (GO): cytoplasm
Molecular function (GO): isomerase activity
Source: RefSeq, a predicted model, not a curated record
ACUCAGCAGUCAGCAGGACGCACUCACAGUCACAUGUAUAAAACCCAACACAAAGAAGUGCCGGAGCAGCAGCCGCCGCUGGCGCUAGCACAGAGCCCCGGUCAGCAGUGCUCGUCGUCGCAAGAAUGGCCAAGAGUGGCAUCCAGUACGCCGUGGUGGACGCCUUCACGGCGGAGCCGUUCAAGGGCAACCCGGCCGCGGUCUGCCUCCUCGAGGACGCCGCCAAGGCCGCCGACGAGCGGUGGAUGCAGUCCGUCGCCGCCGAGUUCAACCUCGCCGAGACCGCCUUCCUCCUCCGCGACUCCUCCGCCGCCGCCGCCCCACGGUUCCAGCUCCGAUGGUUCACCCCCGCCGCCGAGGUCGAGCUCUGCGGCCACGCGACGCUGGCCUCCGCUCACUUCCUCUUCACAUCCGUCCUCGCGGAGCACGAGACGCUCAUCGAAUUCGCGACCAAAUCGGGGAUUCUCACCGCCGAGAAGGUUCCUGCACCGGCGAGUGCGGCGGCCUCAGGUGAGGGGAAGCUGUUCAUCGAGCUGGAUUUCCCCAUGAUUGACCUUGUCGAUUGCCAUCCUGCCGAGCUGCCGUCCAUCCCCCAGACCCUGAACGGAGCUUCCGUCGUCAGCGUUCAGAAGUCGGCGACUGCUGGUGACCUCAUUGUGGAGCUUUCAUCAGGAAAAGAGGUUGCCGAUAUCAUUCCUAACAUCCAUGAAAUUAAAAACUGUUCAGGCAGAGGAGUUGUAUUUACAGGGCCAGCACCUGAGGGAUCUGGUUAUGACUUCUUCACACGUUUCUUCUGCCCAAAACUAAACAUAGAUGAGGACCCCGUUUGUGGCAGUGCGCACUGUGUUUUAGCACCCUUUUGGGGCGCGAAGCUGGGAAAGCAGAAACUGACAGCAUUUCAAGCAUCUCGACGGAGCGGAAUAUUACACCUGGAGUUGGAACCUGCAGGCAGGAGAGUGCGAAUUCAGGGAGAAGCUGUCGCUGUGAUGACUGGUACCCUCCUAGCCUAGCAGCUCUCCGUGCAUGCUUCCAUUCAUGAAACACAAUAGUCAAUGAAUCUGCUGGCAAAUCUUUUUGUCCUGCUAUGGGAUUGUUUAAAGUUAUUCAGUUUCGGGAAUAAAAGAUCCUGAACUUUUCUUGUGGACUGGAAUAAAGUUGGAGUGAAAUCGUGAUGUCCUAAAUUACCAGCUCCUUUUGGUGCGUCA